CUUCUCUUGCUAUAUAACCCCACCGCCACUCAACCUCACCCCCGCCGACUUAUCCUCACCGUAGUCUCAGCGUCUCUCUCUCUCUCUCUCUCUCCCUAACAUCUCUGUUUAUUGCUUUCUGGGUAAAAGCUAGAAGAAUCGAACAGGGUCUUGCAAACAUGCUCGUCUACCAGGAUCUCAUCACAGGCGAUGAGCUGUUGUCUGACUCAUUCCCUUACAAGGAAAUUGAGAAUGGGAUGCUCUGGGAAGUGGAAGGAAAGUGGGUUGUGAAAGGGGCAGUCGAUGUGGAUAUUGGGGCAAACCCUUCUGCGGAGGGUGGUGAGGAAGAUGAAGGGGUUGAUGAUCAGGCCGUCAAGGUUGUCGACAUUGUCGACACUUUCAGGCUCCAGGAGCAACCUCCCUUCGACAAGAAGCAGUUUGUGGCGUACGUGAAGAAGUACAUCAAGCUGAUCACGCCAAAGUUGGAGCCUGAGAAGCAGGAGCUGUUCAAGAAGCACAUCGAAGGAGCAACCAAGUACCUCCUGUCGAAACUCAGCGACCUCCAAUUUUUCGUCGGGGAGAGCAUGCAUGAUGAUAGUACCCUGGUGUUUGCCUACUACAAGGAAGGUGCUACCGAUCCCACGUUCCUCUACUUCGCUUACGGGCUGAAGGAAGUCAAGUGUUAAAAGGCCCCGGUAGUCGAGUGCAAUAUGAAGUCUCAGGAUUUUACGUACAGAUAGGGAACUUAUGAAAUUUUGUCUGCUUUAACUUCUUUAACAUGUUCGGUUGCAUACGUAGGGAACUUAGGAAAUUUCUCUGCUUUACUUCCAUGCAGUGUUUGGUUGUCAUGAAUGUGAUAAGUUUCUUUUUCUCCGUCUAA
This is a messenger RNA of Punica granatum (pomegranate), 859 nucleotides long. The record is from RefSeq and is a predicted model, not a curated record. Lineage: Eukaryota; Viridiplantae; Streptophyta; Magnoliopsida; Myrtales; Lythraceae.